Peronospora farinosa is the source of this 513-nucleotide messenger RNA. The record is from the annotation of a GenBank genome assembly. Lineage: Eukaryota; Oomycota; Peronosporomycetes; Peronosporales; Peronosporaceae.
AUGCACUGCAGCAUUACUGCAGCACAGAAACCUCCCUCUCCGACUUCAACAGCUGUCGCAGAAAUGGUGGGUGAGAAAAGUGCUCGGAUUGGAAACUCUUUGUCACCACAGUCUCCAUCCUCACCGCUGCCCAACGUAACUACGACAUCGCCUGCUGUGGCAAAAAUCAAGUGGGACCAGAGUUUGGCAAUCAUAGAGGCCAGUAUUGUCGAAGCCUUUGAUACACUAGCGACGUUGUUCGGAGAAGGGUUUUCAGGCUUAAAUGCAGAAGAUCACGCGAUCUACUUGCAGAUGAAGGAAGCUUUCCGUAUCGCCGACAUGCACCGUCGCGAUGCAGCAGAUAUCUCGGAGCUUGGUCUUUUGCUGAAAAAGCUCAUGCUGUACGCUGGUAACCAAGGCAUCGAAGGAAUGGAACAGUAUGUGGACGAAUACAUGCUGUUAGUGGACAAGGACAUCGACACUAAAGUUUCUUCGACGGCAAAGUUUCUUUCGGCGAAAUCAUGCAGGCGCUGA